AUGUUUAGGAAAAAGAGUCAGAGGUCUAGCACGAAACGGAAACAGCGGGAGGUCAAUUUCAAAAGAAAGUCCAUAGCAUUAUCCAAUUAUUUGCAGCAGACGUUCAACUCUUUGACUAUCGAAAGUGAAACGAUUCCUAAAGAAAUUCUAGACAAUAUAAUCACCUAUUUAAACUUCAAGGAUCUUGUGAACUUUUCACUUGUCAACCGUGCGGCUUAUCACUACAUCCAUAAUGAACAGACCGAUUUAUGGAAGAACUACCUAUCCAUGAUUGAGCUCUUUAGCAUUCCGGACAAUGAAAAACUUAAACUGAAGCACCUUCGAUUGACCGAAAGAGACUUUUAUCAAAUAAACUCCGAAGUGCUUACCGAGGAAAAGAAAUUGAAUCCAUUACGUAUUUACCACAAUAUGAUAAAUAAAGACGACCCAACAUUACAAAUCAUAUACAAUCCAAAACUUUACAAACUCCAGUUCAGAUUGAUUUAUUCUGCGUUACAACCUCUUUACAGUCAGCUUAUUAGCUCGAAUUUACAAUUCGGUAAUACAGUAUUCAUCAAGAAUUUCAAUAACCCCAUCCAUCAAUCAAUAUUGUUGAACAACUUUAUGAAAUUUUCAAAAUUUCAACUAUACCAAGUUGAUUCCAGAGACUUCAAUCUAAAUUUACAAAAUUUACAAUCAGUGGUGGAAUUCUUUGAAAAUGCUUGUCUUCGAGAAAUUGAAAUUGGUUAUGAUAAUCAAGAUUUCAAUACUAAAGUUAGUUAUUAUACCAAUAUCUUAUUGAAUUUGAAUGAUAACUUGAUUAACAACAAUUUGGUGAACUUUUUCUUGCAAAAGCUUAAUUUGAACGAGCUAAUUGUGGAUAAUGUCGAUACUUAUUUCAUUCUAGACGAAUAUGCUGAGGGUAAAGAAGAUCAAAUUUACAAGAUCGAUACCCUUAGCUUGAAUAAUUAUUUUGGGAAUUUGACCCAACUUUUAAACUCGCAGAUUGAAAUCAUCGAUCAGAUAUUUAGCGACGACCAAAUCCAAUUGAUUUUAAAGAUUUUUGAAGAAAUCAUCCAGAAUUAUAUCUUGGAAUUUGUCGGUCUAUUGAGCCAGAAGGCAAAGAAUUUGAAUAUUGUCAAUGAAUCAGUGAUUUUCAACUCUGGGAAUGAUAAGAAGGAAUUCGCUACCAGUGAGUUCAAUCUAUCAAUAACAUUAUUACCUCUUGUGUAUUCGAAUCUUAUAAAUUUGAUAUCCAAUAAGAUUAAGGAUUCCAAAAACGGAGGGAAAUAUUUCAAACCAAACUUAGUCAAUUUAUUGAACUUGUACAUGGAGAACUUGAUCAAUGAAUACUUGGCUGACGAACUGGACUUCUUUGAGAAAAUCACGGAAUUUAACAUUCAAAAUUGGGAUGAGAAGACAAAAUUGGAAGAAAACCAAAUUGAGCAAGAAAUCUUGAAAAAUGUGAAGGCCACUAAUGACGUUAACAACAAAAAUAGUAGCUUUUUAAAGAUUGACUUGGUCACAGGGUUCAAAAAUAUUUUAAAACCAAUCAAUGUUACCUUUGAAGGAAUGAUGGGAUCGCAUUCCCAUUCCCACGAUGAUAAUAAAGAGCAUGAUGAAAAUGCUGUUGAAAUUGAUCAGCAUCAGCCGGCCCCUGAAGACGACAAUAUGAUGACAGAAUUCGAAGCCAAAUUAGCAAUUAUGAAUAACAAGCUUAUUCGUAUUAAAUCUUUCUUCUCGUUAGAUUUAUCGCUAAAUAUUUUGAAUAAUGCCCGAACCUCAAUUCAGAGAAUUACGGUAUUCAUCAAUGAAAUUAACAAACUAAAUGAAGAGGUUGAAUCUAUUCUUGAUUUGGACUAUAACAAGAAUAUUUUAAGAAGUUGCAAGAAGCAAAUCGAGGUAAUUUUCAUCAAAAUCACAGAAAUUUUAGGAGAACAGCAUGUGAAAAAAGGUUUUGAAAAAGCCAUCAAAAGAUUGAAAGACUAUAAUCCAGAUGAUAAUACCAAUGGGACUGCCUCGGAAACUAACAAUCAGAACUCUCAAGAUUCGGUCCAACCGUUGGUUAUGUUUACUGAAUUAGUCAAUAUUGGUGAUUUGAUCCAAAACUUGAUCGAAGUGUUCUAUACUGAGGAAUUGGUCAACAAAAAAAUCAUCAAUAAAAAUCAAGAUUUCUUGUCCAAGGUUUUGCAAUCCAAGAAGAAGUUUGAAUUGAUGUUGGAUGAUAGCGUUGCUGAUGGUUUGAAUAUUGGUAUCGAUGCUUUGAUCAACAAGAUUCAAUAUAUUUAUCAUAAUUUCCAAAAUCCCAAAGACUUCAUCCCUGAUGAUGCUGAUAAACACGUGAAAAUCGGGGUAGUCACUGUAUGUGCCAUGAAAACUAUUGAUUUAUUAUCAACCCAUGUUAACUUGUUGAUUGGGGUCACUGAAAAAUCCACCAUUGAUGUUUUCCAACAAGAAGUCUCGCAACGAUUUUUUGGGUUGAUUGUAAAAAACUUGAAGACUUUAAAGAUUAAUACCACUGGGGCGUUGACCUUGAUUUCUGAUUUGAAUUAUUACUAUGAUUUUAUUGUUACUCUCAGACAAAAGCAGAUCUUGCCAUAUUUCAUUGGUUUGAAAACUGUGGGACAAAUUUAUUUAAUUGAUGGUUCCGAUGCUAAAUUGAUCGGGAAGACUAUCAGUGAUUUAAAUCGUUUCAAUGGGAUUUUUCAACAAGAGGAGAUCUAUGAGUUGGUUCAAUGCCGCGCUGAUUGGUUGAAAGUUAAAAGAGAAGUUGAGAAAGAAAUGUUUGGAAUGUUGGAGUGUAUUAUUGUUUAG
Messenger RNA from Saccharomycopsis crataegensis, 2793 nucleotides. RefSeq names its product Rcy1p (gene RCY1). Gene Ontology annotation, cellular component: exocyst; cytoplasm. The coding region runs from base 1 to 2793 and encodes 930 amino acids. Gene Ontology annotation, molecular function: protein binding. NCBI's taxonomy places the organism in Eukaryota, Fungi, Ascomycota, Saccharomycetes, Ascoideales, Saccharomycopsidaceae. The record is from RefSeq and is a predicted model, not a curated record. Gene Ontology annotation, biological process: exocytosis; Golgi to plasma membrane transport. The transcript has a single exon.